AUGUCAAACGAUACAAAUAUAGUGGCAAAUCGCCCCCAAUGUGAUUUUAACUGGUGUGGUGAUUUCGGAACAUGUAUUGUGUUGAAUCCGGGUGAAACAACCGAAUGGUACGAAUGCAUCUGUGGUCUGUGGCAGUCCGGACAAGACUGUCAGCUCGAAGUUCCACUUCCAGUGGUUAAAAAGAUCCAUCAACCGAAAGCUCGUUAUCGAUUUGCUGAUUAUCUUCAAAAACAUCAGAAAUUUGAAAAGCUUUGGUUGAAAUCCAAACUGGAAGAAGAUAAUAAGAAAACUGGAAAAACGAGAAAUAUUCCAUACGAAGAAGAAACCGAUCAGGAACAUGAGAAGCAAAAGAAGGAAAAGAAAGAAGAAGAAGAGAAAAAUGAAGAAGUUGUGAAACCACAGAAACCUGUACAGAAAAGUGAAAAGACAAAAAGAACAGAAGAACUGUCAAUAGUACAGGAAGAAAAGAAACUUGGUGUUUUCAAAGAUCCACAAGAGAACAAAGUCAUCGAAUCGAGCACAAAGUCAACGAAGCAGGUAGAGGAAUACAAGGUGGAUGAUGCACCAGCUCCAUCUACAAGAAGUGAUUUAUCCAGUUCGGCCUCAGGAGGAAUGUCAGGAGGAAUGCCCGAAUUGCCGGCCGAUGCUCCAGAUGACUGCAAAAAGCAUCAUGAAAAAGAGAAGUUGAGAGAGAAGCAAAAUGAAGCGGAAGCUGAAAGAAAGUCUAUUGAUCGCAACAAGCCAAAGAAAAGCUCCAAGAAAGGAAAGAAGAAGAAAUAA
Caenorhabditis briggsae is the source of this 780-nucleotide messenger RNA. The transcript has 3 exons. NCBI's taxonomy places the organism in Eukaryota, Metazoa, Nematoda, Chromadorea, Rhabditida, Rhabditidae. The record is from RefSeq and is a predicted model, not a curated record. Bases 1 to 780 code for a protein of 259 amino acids.